Suillus paluster is the source of this 810-nucleotide messenger RNA. RefSeq names its product heat shock cognate 70 kDa protein. Gene Ontology annotation, biological process: protein refolding; vesicle-mediated transport; cellular response to unfolded protein. Lineage: Eukaryota; Fungi; Basidiomycota; Agaricomycetes; Boletales; Suillaceae. Gene Ontology annotation, molecular function: ATP-dependent protein folding chaperone; ATP hydrolysis activity; ATP binding. The coding region runs from base 1 to 810 and encodes 269 amino acids. The record is from RefSeq and is a predicted model, not a curated record. The transcript is spliced from 2 exons. Gene Ontology annotation, cellular component: nucleus; plasma membrane; cytoplasm.
AUGCCGACAAUAGCUGCAAAAGACGCUGGUUCCAUCUCUGGAAUGAACGUUCUCCGUAUCAUCAAUGAGCCCACUGCUGCUGCCAUCGCCUACCGUCUCAACAAGAAAGUCGUGGGUGAGCGCAACGUCCUCAUUUUCGAUCUUGGCGGAGGAACCUUUGAUGUGUCUCUCUUGACCAUCGAGGAGGGUAUCUUCGAGGUCAAGGCCACUGCUGGUGACACUCACUUGGGUGGUGAGGAUUUCAACAACCGACUCAUGAACCACUUUGCGCAGGAGUUCAAGCGCAAGCACAAGAAGGAUCUCUCCUCUAACCCUCGUGCUCUCCGUUGUCUACGGACUGCUUGUGAGCGUGCCAAGCGCACCUUGUCCUCCGCUAUGCAAACUUCCAUCGAAAUCGACUCCCUCUUCGAGGGUAUCGACUUCUACACUUCCCUUACUCGUGCCCAUUUUGAGGAGCUGUGUGCGGACCUGUUCUGCAGCACACUCGAGCCUGUCGAGAAGGUCCUCCGGGACUCCAAGAUCGACAAGGCGAACAUCCACGAAAUCGUCCUUGUCAGCGGUUCCACACGUAUCCCCCAUAUCGUUAAGCUAGUUUCUGACUUCUUCAAUGGCAAGGAGCCCAACAAGAGCAUCAACCCUGAUGAGGCCAUUGCUUGCUGUGCUGCUUUCGGCAGCGGUCAGCUGACAUCAUCUGGCCCCUCUCUGGCUGCCCCCCUUUCAAGAAUUUCUGCUUCUGCGCUACUAUCACAGCUCAGCAUGGGCAUCCAAGGGCUAUGGGAGGUGAGCAAAAUAACUUUGUGGGAGUAUUAA